Molecule: messenger RNA, 2061 nt
Organism: Maniola jurtina (meadow brown)
Lineage: Eukaryota; Metazoa; Arthropoda; Insecta; Lepidoptera; Nymphalidae
Product: snRNA-activating protein complex subunit 1-like
Exons: 8
Coding region: 192-1850 (552 amino acids)
Biological process (GO): snRNA transcription by RNA polymerase III; snRNA transcription by RNA polymerase II
Cellular component (GO): snRNA-activating protein complex
Molecular function (GO): sequence-specific DNA binding
Source: RefSeq, a predicted model, not a curated record
AUCUAACCUGUGGUCCAUGUUGAAAAACGAAUGCUGCUUUUUGCUGCUUUUGUUGUGGUUGUAAUAUUUUGUAGUGAAAAGAUUUUUAAAUCAUAAUCUUCAUUUUAAAUUACCAAGAACAUUUAUAUUUAAGCUUCGAUGAAUUAUAAAUUAAAUACACCAGGAACCAAAUACUUUUGAGUGUUUAUAAAAUGCCGCGCGACAGGUAUGGUUUGCCAAUUCAUCAAGUGCAUAUAGCGGAUGGGUUCUCGACCGACUGUGAUGAGAUAGUCAACCGGUGCCUGCAGCUUAAACCCCUGGACUUUAAGGAGUUUGCCAAACUAUGGAAGGAAAUGAACUUCGAUUUGUUAUAUGAAGGCAGAUCAUCGAGUGCAGAAAUAGCAGAAUUAUCUGAGGAACUGAUUCACAUAGCCAAACAUUACAUGGUCAAAGAUACUAGUUAUUUUGAGGAAUCCGUAACAGGGCUCUUCUUAGUCUACAGUCUGGUAAAUCUACAGCCGUUCCCAGGGUUCGCCAGUCUUAGACUAGUGCCCAGCGACGUGCGAGCUGUGAACAGGAUCGAGACGGUGGCGCGGCGCGAGCGACGACUGGACGUGUUGUAUGUAUUGGGCGAGGUGCUGACCAAGUGGACGCAGUACCACGCGGACGAACGGCCGCGAGGCAUGGAGAACGUUCUCAGGAAGUAUUUAGAAGGUUUUACAAGUAUAGACAAGCUAGGAGUGCGGCCGGUGGGCGUGUUCUACCGCCAGAAUGAGGAGCUGGACAACAUCAGGGACGUUGGCUCCAUGACACGGCAGUAUCUGCACGCCAAGGCAGCGCUAUUUAGUGACGGCUGUGACGAGCCCAGCCUCAAGUACAUCAACGAGCGCUUGCCGAACCAACUCAACUCGUCUCUUCGCAAGCUGGUCAUGGGCGUCAUUGAGGACGACUGUGACUAUGACCAGGAAAACGUUUCAGAAGAAGAUGAAGAAGAAGAAGAAGAAGAAGUAGAGAGUAAGAUGUCUGAAGAUCGUUUGACAACUGUGCAGGCCAUAAAGGCUAAAGCCAUGUCCAAUGCGGUGGAUCCCAUGAACCAUCUGACUAGUGCUGAGAACAGAAAAAAAUCGAAGACCACCCCGGCAAGCAGCAGCGAUCUCAAAACACCGACCGGUAAAAUCAAAUCUGGUUCUCAUAUGCGGCCAAUCACAACAUCACCUAAAAAAGCGAAAACCAGACGAAAACCCAACGUAACAACUGAUUCUGAUGACUCUGAUGAUGAUGAUGCAGACGCAGACUUACUUAUAGAAGAGUUCAAUCAGAUUUCUGAUGAUCACGGUGAUGAAACUAAUGACGAUGGUAAUAAUGACGGAAAUACCGAUGAUGAUAAUGAUGAUGAUGAAAAGAGUCAAGAAAUUAAACAACAAGAACAUUACGAACUUCAAUAUGACGAAAGCAUGGCUUUUAACAUGGAAUCACUACCUUUAAUAUUGAGAACUGGAGAUUUCGGGCCGGACAUAGAAAUCGAAAUCAUAGAUCAUACAAAACCUAAAAGAAAGAAAACGGAAGCCCCUAAAGUGACUAAUCGCGUUGUAAUCACUCCAACGCCUGGAGCACCUAAAACCACUAAAAGGACUAAAACUCCUAAAACCCCUAAUAGCGACGAGGAAGACAAACUAGCUAUAAAAUCUCGUCUAAAUUUCCUCAAAACGUAUAAGAAGGAUGGAAAAGAUGACAUAGCUUUGACGAUAGAGGGACUGCCUCGUAGGAUAAAAGGGAAGAGGGAUCAGAAACGUCGAGAGAUAAAGUCUAGGUUCCAAAGACAAGGGCUGUUGCCAAUCGCUAAUUUUGAAGAUAAAGUUGAAAAAAGUUAAUAAUGACUAUACUGGCGUUGGUUCAGAUGUUUUUCUCUGAGUUUCGAGUAUCUGCGUCGUUUUCCUUUUAAUGUUGCUAAAAACCGAUGGAAAAUAAAUUUUUAACUAAAGACUAAUGCUACUCUAGAUAUUUAAACAAUAUGCUCAGGACUGGCACCCAAAGUCACGAGGUUUGAUAGUUCUAAAUUAUAUUGAGUUUGCCUUUUUUAGG